GCACACACACACACACACACACACACACACAAACACACAGCAUACUGCAGUUUUCACAACUUAUAGCUGCCGUGGGAGAGUCACACACUCCUUGGAGGACCUUCUCUUUCUUUCUUUUCUCCACGUGACCUAUAAUGGAGCUCUGAAAGUGUGGAACUUCUCCUCUAAGAUCUUUGGAAACACCAUCAACAGGGUGAGCUGGAAUACAAAAACCACUCUACCAGAAAAAUAACCCAAAUGACAGGCGCAUGUCAAGUGUGUAUGGGUGCGUUAUCGUCUUCCCUGCCAUUUCAGAUGGAAGGGUUUUGACGUGUGCUAGCCUGGAGUUACAUUAUGGUUCUGGGCCGAGCUGUCAGCAUGAGUUUGAUGGACAUUUCCAAGAUCUUCUCCCUGCUGCAGCCCAAGGAGGAGGAUGAAGACAACGAGCAGUGUCAGGCCCUGAACAACGCCGUGAGCAGCGACAAUGUCACUCUGCUCGCCGAGCUUCUGUCACAGGAGAAUUACAGGAAGUCUAUCAAUGCUAGAAGUGGGUGGGGGGUCCCGGUAACCCCUUUGCGCACUGCUGCCGCUCUGGGACACCUGAGAUGCCUGGAGUUGUUGUUGGAGCACGGUGCAGAGAUUGACAGUUUGGACGUGAAGGCUCAGACGCCUCUGUUCACAGCUGUCAGUGGGAAACAUCUGGACUGUGUGGUGGCUCUGCUGAAGGCCGGAGCCGAUCCUAACGGCAGCCAGUACAACAACUGCUCCCCGGUGCUGACUGCGGCCCGAGAAGGUGAUGUAGACAUACUCCGAGAGCUGCUGCGCUUCGGAGCAGAGGUGGACGUCAAACCCAAAGUACCAGAGUGGGCCUCCAACGCCACGGCCUGCAGAGGCCCUCUGUAUAUCUCAGCUGUGUACGGACACCUGGACUGCUUUAAACUGCUCCUUCUUCAUGGAGCCAACCCCAACUACAACUGCACAGACGAGAAGAUGCUGGCCAGGAUAAAACAGCCAAAGACAGUUCUGGAGGUGUGUCUCCGUUACGGUUGUGGGGUGGAGUACAUUCAGCUUCUCAUAGACUUUGGGGCAGAUGUUUAUCUACCUACACUCAUCAUUGACAAAACCACAAAGCAGAAUGAAGCCCUGGUUCUUCUGCUCAAGGAAAGAGUUUGUCCCAAAACACUGAUGUCGCAGACUCGUCUGGCAAUCCGAAGCUUCCUCCCUUUUGCGAGUAAAGAGCCUGAAAUUGACAGAUUGGACAUUCCUCUGAUCCUGAAGAACUACUUGAAACAUGACACCUCGGAACUCAUGUGAUGCUCAAGUUAGCCUGUGCCUGUGUUUCUUAUCUUAUCUCUUCAUCUUUUUUUCUUUUUUUUUACCUCAGUGCUGUAAGCUCAUGUCUGGAUGAUUAAUUUCUUGGUUUGCUAUAUCUCCCCACUGCCAGAACAAGAUAAAGGGCUGCUUUCAGUGUGUAAUAUAAAGUUUACAUGAGAUUUUUUAGCUCUAUUAAGCUCAUAAAGAUGUCGCUUACCAGCUAAGAACAAUGAUCACCCUUAAGGGCUCCAUGUUGCUCUGUCCUUGGAAGUGUAACACCAAGGCUGACCACUAGAGACCACAGUAACACUGCACAUUGUUAUAGCACACGUUCAAGUCUUCUUAUUGGCAAUUUUACUAAUUUGUAGCCUUUUUUCAGUUUACACCUGACAUCACACAGAAAAUGUAAUCUCACUACAGUAAUUUAGACAUCCAGACAUAACUGAAGAAACACACACACACAUACACAAGCUGUCUGUGUUACACCAGGAAGUCUUAGAUCUCUCCUGAAAAACAGUCUUGCAUCUUUGGACUUCAAAACAUCAGGAAGCGGAGUGAACAGCCUACACUUCAUUACAGAAAACUGGGAGCAUAUAUCUGCAUAACUCUCAUUACUUAUUGAUUACGGCAUAGUUACUUGCAGGCUACCAUUUGUGGUCAGAAGUUUGUUGGAUUCCCCCCCCCUUCAUUUUGCAACUUGUGAACGCCACAUUGACAAGGUUAUUUAUCGUGUUCCCUUGAAUUUUUCCUUUGUAAUGUAUCCAGGAGUCAGUGUGUCAGCUGUUGGGAAUGAGCUCUACAAACAGGAGAUGAUAUCACACGACAGGAAACCCAGCACAAUGCUCUCACUCGCACAUUGACGCCUCGACACGCAGUUCGGUAGAGGUUUUAUUUUCAACAAAAGUACAGCUAUAUCAGAUAUGGAUUUAUUUUUUACAGCGAAGUACAACAUAUUCCCAGUGCUUCUGAUUACAUCAAAACAUAUAAUGUACAUACAGUUAACAUCUCCACUCUCCCAUUCACAGUUUCUGGAUUGAAUAGGCAUUAUUUUUCAGGUUUUUCAUUUCUACAACAAAUAAUUGAACUCAAAAGGCCAGCAAGAAAGAAAAUGACAAACGUUUGCAUAUGGUGACAAAAGGAUAUGGAUACUGUGAGUAAAUUGUUCUGUGAUAGGAAAAAAUCUAGACCUCAAACUAGAUGGUAUUAUACAAUGACUAGUUUCCAAAUGGGGGAUGUCAGUCUUCUGUUUACCUUGUUGUCAUUGAAAAACCACAUCAGCAUAUGGCUCAUUGAAGACUUGUACCCUGACUAUUCUGAAACAACACAGGACUGCGUGAUCAACUGCAAAGGUGUUCCUACUGAAGAUGUCACUAUGCUUAAAUGUGAGUGAACUACACCCUGGACUGAAAGGAAUAACAGAAAUCUGAGCAACCUCUGGUGCAUUCGGUUGACAGUCUGCUAACUUGGCUGUCUUGGUUAUAUGACCGUAAAGGGGGGGGGGGCCGAAAAAAAACAACUGCACAGAAGGCUGUCCUCUCAGCUCCCCGUACAAGGUCAGAUUCAUAAUUGUAUAAGAAAAAUAAAACCAAAUAUAUACACCCUUUAAAACAGCGUGGCCACAUUGUAAUACUGUUGUCAGUAAAUACAAGUGAGGAAUCAA
Messenger RNA from Amphiprion ocellaris (clown anemonefish), 2953 nucleotides. It is a transcript of the gene asb12b, whose product is annotated as ankyrin repeat and SOCS box-containing 12b. The transcript is spliced from 4 exons. Gene Ontology annotation, molecular function: protein binding. The coding region runs from base 334 to 1293 and encodes 319 amino acids. Lineage: Eukaryota; Metazoa; Chordata; Actinopteri; Pomacentridae. The record is from RefSeq and is a predicted model, not a curated record.